AUGCCGAUCAUUCUGGUGGAGGGAGGCCCCACCUACGAGGUUGCACUGAGUGGGGAGGCUUCCCUUAUCAACUCCGUCCUGGACAACGCAGAGAUUGACUACGGCCUACAGCCAGAAGAGAUCUCCCUAAAAGGAGAGGGUAGCUUUCCCAGGAUCUCCUUGGACCUCCCCAGGAAUAUCAAAGGAAAUGAAAAAUAUGAGAAGGUCCUCAAGGGGGCAAAAGAGGAGAUGGAACAAGACAGCCAGAGAGAUGAAGCUGUUGUUCUGGGAGAAACUGUGGCUGCAGAGCCACCCACGGACGGCUCCAGCAGCAUGUUGGAGCCUUGUCUGCAGAUGCAGAUGGAGCAGAUGCUGCUAGAGGAGCAUGCCCUGGAGCAGCUGAAAGCUCUGGCCUGCGGUCCCCCAGAGGACACUGCCUUUGACCAGCGUGCUCGCUGCGGGCUUCUCAAAGCUGAGCUGCCUGAGUGCAUCCUGGACUUUGGCUAUGUCAUUCGUGGUAGCAUCCACACUCACGUUGUGAAGAUCACCAACACCGGGCGGUUUCCUGUGUCCUUCUACACUGACAAGAGGGUCCUGCGUAGCACAGGUAAUCACUACUGGUGCGAUUUCACGUGGGCUUGA
This is a messenger RNA of Cuculus canorus (common cuckoo), 621 nucleotides long. RefSeq names its product hydrocephalus-inducing protein-like. The transcript is spliced from 6 exons. NCBI's taxonomy places the organism in Eukaryota, Metazoa, Chordata, Aves, Cuculiformes, Cuculidae. Bases 1 to 621 code for a protein of 206 amino acids. Gene Ontology annotation, biological process: axonemal central apparatus assembly; cilium movement. The record is from RefSeq and is a predicted model, not a curated record. Gene Ontology annotation, cellular component: axoneme.